Molecule: messenger RNA, 249 nt
Organism: Suillus subaureus
Lineage: Eukaryota; Fungi; Basidiomycota; Agaricomycetes; Boletales; Suillaceae
Exons: 1
Source: RefSeq, a predicted model, not a curated record
GACUGGGACACUAUGGUAAUACAAGAACCUCAUAUUAAUUUUCUGCAUAAUACGUGCGCCAACCACCACUGGCAUGUUCUAUACCCAUCUUGGCACUACUCCCACCCCCAAAUAUGUUCAUGGGCCAUCACCCUAAUCAACACCUCAGUAAAUACUAACUCUUGGAAACAGAUCUCAUUCCCUUCCUCAGAUGUCGUAAUAACUCAAAUCUCUGAACUGUUCAAUCAAUGUACCAUUUUUAACAUUUAU